Nicrophorus vespilloides is the source of this 744-nucleotide messenger RNA. RefSeq names its product zinc finger protein 236-like. NCBI's taxonomy places the organism in Eukaryota, Metazoa, Arthropoda, Insecta, Coleoptera, Silphidae. Gene Ontology annotation, molecular function: DNA-binding transcription factor activity; RNA polymerase II cis-regulatory region sequence-specific DNA binding. The record is from RefSeq and is a predicted model, not a curated record. The transcript has 5 exons. Bases 1 to 744 code for a protein of 247 amino acids. Gene Ontology annotation, biological process: regulation of transcription by RNA polymerase II.
AUGAAAUGCUGGUGUCCCGUUGCAAAUGUGCACCAGUGCCUGAGCUGCUCCAAGGUGUACAAGAGCAAGUACUCUCUAAAGCGGCACCACGUGUUGGAGUGCGGCGUGGAGCCGAGAUUCCCGUGUCCCUACUGCAUGAAGAGGUGUCGCCAGAAGACGCAUCUUAAGUCGCAUGUCUUCCGAGCCCACAAAUGUCCGAGGUGCAUGAAAGUGUUCACCAAGAAGAACAACCUGAGCAGGCACUACACGCGCGAGUGCGGCCAGGAGCCGAGCAGACAGUGCCCUUACUGUCCUUUCGCCACGUACCGGAAGAACAGCCUCAAGGAUCACAUCUUCCGGAAGCAUCACGUCGAAGUCGAGCUGCCGCGCCUCACGCGUCGCUUCGGCGAGAAGAACUCGUUUCGCUGUAGCAAAUGCGGCAAGAGGUACAAGUCGAAGAGCUACUUGAACCAUCACAUGAACAACGAGUGCUUCCAAGUACCCAACAAGCGAUGUCCCUACUGCUACAUUUACGUGGACGGCUUCAUGAAGAUCUCCUCGGAGUGUUACACGAACGUGUGCAACGUGUGUAACCGGAGGUACAAGCACGUGCAAUCGCUGAAGUUCCAUCAAAAGCACGAGUGCGGCAAGGAGCCCAAGUACAUCUGCCAAAUGGAGGGCUGCAGCUACAGGACGAAACUCAAGGGCAACUUCAAAUCGCAUUUGGUCAAGAAGCACAAAUGCACCAACGUCAAUCUGCAAUAA